Messenger RNA from Carcharodon carcharias (great white shark), 2130 nucleotides. It is a transcript of the gene bmp5, whose product is annotated as bone morphogenetic protein 5. Gene Ontology annotation, cellular component: extracellular region. The coding region runs from base 386 to 1675 and encodes 429 amino acids. The transcript has 7 exons. The record is from RefSeq and is a predicted model, not a curated record. Gene Ontology annotation, molecular function: growth factor activity; cytokine activity. Lineage: Eukaryota; Metazoa; Chordata; Chondrichthyes; Lamniformes; Lamnidae. Gene Ontology annotation, biological process: SMAD protein signal transduction.
AGCAGCUUCCAGUCAGUAACUCACACAGUGAGGGGCAGGAGCACACUCACCACUGCUGCUCCACUCUUAAACACUGGCCACACAGCACACCAGAAGAAAGCGGUGAGUGGCUUCUUUUCGGCCGAAGGAGUAAGAGGACAGAGUAACAGCUGCCGCGCUUGUUGCUAAAACUUCAUCUAAACCAAAAUCCGACCAAAGUGGAAUUGCCUGCAGAGGCGACAUGAACACAUUACCUGCCUGGUGCUGCUGACAGCUAACUCCAGGAGCUGCCCGGGACUUCAUGAAAGAAAAGGGGCAACUGUUGGCAGGAACAAAGUUAUAAAGGGAGGAACAAAAAAAAAACACCAUCAAAAACGCAUUUAUUAAACGAAAAGAGACAACUGCAAUGAACAAACUACAGGCUUUCUCUAAAGCCACCGCUGGACUGCUGUGGAUCUGUUGUGUGUUCCUCGGAAGCGCCGAGGGGAAUUUUGCCGAUCACCACGUCCACUCCAGCUUCAUCUACAGGCGAUUGCGAAACCACGAGAGGAGGGAGAUACAGAGGGAGAUCCUGUCCAUCUUAGGGCUGCCUCACCGGCCCAGGCCCUUCUCGGUGGGGAAGCACAGCUCGUCGGCCCCUCUCUUCAUGCUCGACCUGUACAACGCGAUGUCGAACGACCAGGAGACGGAGCGAGGAGCGGUCCGGGGCUCCCUGCCUUACCGAGCCACUCUCACCACACAGAGUCCGCCCCUCGCCAGCCUGCAUGAUACCAACUUCCUCAACGAUGCCGACAUGGUCAUGAGCUUCGUGAACCUGGUUGAAAGAGACAAGUAUUUUUCUCACCAGCGAAGGCACUACAAGGAAUUCCGAUUUGACCUCACACAGAUUCCUGAAGGCGAGGCAGUAACAGCAGCAGAAUUCCGAAUUUACAAAGAUCGAAGCAACAGUAGAUAUGAAAAUGACACCUUUAGGAUUACUAUAUACCAGGUUCUUAAAGAAUAUUCAAAUAGGGAUGCCGAUCUCUUUCUGCUGGAUGGCAAGAAGGUCCGAGCAUCAGAUGGAGGAUGGCUUGUCUUCGAUAUCACUGCUACCAGCAAUCACUGGGUAGUAAACCCACAGCAUAAUCUGGGCUUGCAACUUUGUGUGGAAAUAAUGGAUGGUCGCACCAUUAAUAUAAGAUCAGCCGGCCUAAUAGGAAGACAUGGCCCACAAUCCAAGCAGCCCUUUAUGGUGGCCUUUUUCAAAGCCAGUGAAGUGCUGUUACGCUCUGUGAGGGCUGCCAGUAAUAAACGGAAAAACCAAAACCGAAACAAAUCCAGUAGCUCUCAAGAUUCCACAAGGUUAUCCAGCCCUGGAGAUUACAACAGCAGUGAACAGAAGCAAGCUUGCAAGAAGCAUGAACUGUACGUGAGUUUUCGGGACUUGGGGUGGCAGGAUUGGAUCAUAGCACCAGAGGGCUAUGCUGCUUUCUACUGUGAUGGGGAGUGUUCUUUCCCACUCAAUGCUCACAUGAACGCCACAAACCAUGCAAUUGUGCAAACACUGGUUCACUUGAUGUUCCCUGACAACGUCCCCAAACCUUGCUGUGCACCAACUAAGCUAAACGCAAUCUCUGUGUUGUACUUUGAUGACAGUUCAAAUGUAAUAUUAAAGAAAUAUAGAAACAUGGUGGUAAGAUCAUGUGGUUGCCACUAGCCUGGAAAUUCAAAGGGAAAGAGGGACCCAAUUAAAAGUACAACCUUUAAACCACCCUUAAACUUUUACUAAGUGAUUCCAAAUUGGGUUUGAAGGUGCUUCAUGUACAGUAUUAUGUAUAUAGUACUCAUUGUGCCUAUAAUUUAUUUCUUUCAAUUUAACUACUUUACUACAGGAAAACUAAAACAGAUGUUCUCAGCCCUUUCUGGUAGUGCACAAAAACAACUGUGGUUGACUAAAUAUUUAUUCAAUAGAGCUGAAAACUGGUACAUUUUUAGACAAAGCUUUCCUUUAUGAUACAAACAUUGCGAAGGUGGUAAAUGGUUUAUUAACUUAUCUGAUUUCCUGCUAUAUAUAUUUUUUUUAAAACAGAGGGAUUUAAAAAUAUUUUUACACACUUCAUCUCUUUCUUAAACUGUACUAUAUGAAACAUUGGAGAUUAAAAAGUUGUCGAA